Ahaetulla prasina is the source of this 3609-nucleotide messenger RNA. Its product is annotated as zinc finger protein 420-like. The coding region runs from base 1060 to 2691 and encodes 543 amino acids. NCBI's taxonomy places the organism in Eukaryota, Metazoa, Chordata, Lepidosauria, Squamata, Colubridae. Gene Ontology annotation, biological process: regulation of transcription by RNA polymerase II. Gene Ontology annotation, molecular function: RNA polymerase II cis-regulatory region sequence-specific DNA binding; DNA-binding transcription factor activity. The record is from RefSeq and is a predicted model, not a curated record. The transcript has 2 exons.
CACUUUUCUUUAAAUCUUACAGGCAAACAGGAUGGCAAUAAGAGCAUUUUGGACAACUUUAAAUAACAAGCAACGUUGAAAAGGGAAGAAAAUCAAGCCAGAAAUCAAAAUAUUCUCCAUUUAAUUCAGAAAAUCAUAUAAUGCUGCUCCUCCUCCAGCAGCUGUUAGGCAAAAGAAAAAAUCAAGAAAUAAUAAGCAGAUUAUGCAGAACUCAAGGAUACAUUACACGAAAAAUGAAGGCAGAUUAUUUAUUAUUAAGCAAAAGAGAGAAAUAUCUGGAAGUCAAGAGGAAACUGUAAAGUAAAUUCAGGUAGAACAGACAGGCCUCUCCCUGUGAGGAAGAAAUCGGCUUGAAUAAAAGCACCACUAGACAAGGCAUUGUCAUAUUUUAUCUCAAGAAUAUCAGCUGUGGAAAACCUCCAUAGAUUUGCCGAUUGUGGGAAAAGCACAGAUUGCAAAUCACAACUGAUGAUGCACAAGAGGACCCAGAAAGGAGAAAAACCAUAUAAAUUACCUGAAUGUGGCAAAAGCUUUGGUCACAAUAGUUCCUUUGUGGUUCAUGGAAGCACCCAGACACAAGAGGGAAGCCACAAAAGUGCUCCCAAUGCAGUAAAUGCUUUAGUGAGCACAGCAACAUGGUGCUACAUCAGAUAACUCACAGGAGGGAGAAAACAUGACUUUGCAGAUUGUAUGAAAGUUUUGUUAGAAAUUCCCAGGUCAUGAGACACUAAAGGGCACACAUACAGGAAUAAAACCAUUUGAAAAUCCUUUCUGCAGGAAAAGUUUCAGUGAGAAUUCCAUCCUGGUGAAGCACUCAAGGACUCACACAGAAGUGAAACCCUUUGAAUGUCCUGAUUGUGGAAAAAGUUUAAAUCACAAUUUCAGUCUGAUGUAUCAGAAGAUUUACUCCAGGGAGAAGCUGUGUGAGUGUGUAGAUUGUGGGAAAAGCUUCAUGAGAAAUUUCCAUCUCACGAUACACCAGAGGAUUCAUAAAGGAGAAAAACCUGUUCAAUGUCCUGACUGUGGGAAAAGUUUCAGUUGUAAUUCCCGCCUCACUCCAUGGAGAAACCUUAUGAGUGUCGAGAAUGUGGGAAAGGUUUCAUUAGAAAUUCCCAUCUCCUGAGACACAAGACCACACACACAGGAGAGAAACCCUUUGAAUGUCCUGUCUGUGGGAAAAGCUUUAGUGAUAAUUCCAGCCUGGUGAGACACCAGAGGACUCACACAGGAGAGAAACCCUUUGAAUGUCCUAUUCGUAGGAAAGGUUUUUCUAAUAAUUCCCGCCUGGUGAAACACCAGAGGACUCACACAGGAGAGAAAACCUUUGAAUGUCCUGUCUGUGGGAAAAGCUUUAGUGAUAAUUCCAGCCUGGUGAAACACCAGAGGACUCACACAGGAGAGAAACCCUUUGAAUGUCCUAUUCGUAGGAAAGGUUUUUCUAAUAAUUCCCGCCUGGUGAAACACCAGAGGACUCACACAGGAGAGAAACCCUUUGAAUGUUGUGACUGUGGGAGAUGUUUCAGUCGUAAUUCCUACCUGGUGAUACACCAGAGGACUCACACAGGAGAGAAACCCUUUGAAUGCCUUAAUUGUGGGAAAAGUUUUCGUCACAGUUCCAGCCUGUUGACACACCAGAGGACUCACACAGGAGAGAAACCCUUUGAAUGUCCUGUCUGUGGGAGAUGUUUCAGUUGUAAUUCAUACCUGGUGAUACACCAGAGGAUUCACACAGGAGAGAAACCCUUUGAAUGUCCUGACUGCGGGAAACGUUUCAGUCAGAAUUCCCACCUGGUGAUACACCAGAGGACUCACACAGGAGAGAAACCCUUUGAAUGUCCUGUCUGUGGGAAAAGUUUUAGUCACAGUUACAGCCUGUUUACACACCAGAGGACUCACACAGGAGAGAAACCCUUUGAAUGUCCUGUCUGUAAGAAAGGUUUUUCUAAUAAUUCCAGCCUUGUGAAACACCAGAGGACUCACAUAGGAGAGAAACCCUUUGAAUGUCCUAUCUGUAGGAAAGGUUUUCGUGAUAAUUCCAGCCUGGUGAAACACCAGAGGAUUCAUACUGGAGAGAAACCCUUUGAAUGUCCUACCUGUAGGAAAGGUUUUUGUGCUAAUUCCAGCCUGGUGAAACACAAGAGGAUUCACACAGGAGAGAAACCCUUUGAAUGUCCUGACUGUGGGAAACGUUACAAUCAGAAUUCCCACCUGGUGAUACACCAGAGGACUCACACAGGAGAGAAACCCUUUGAAUGUCCUGUCUGUGGGAAAAGUUUUAGUCAUAGUUACAGCCUGUUGACACACCAGAGGACUCAUACAGGAGAGAAACCCUUUGAAUGUUCUGUUUGUAGGAAAGGUUUUAGUGAUAAUUCCAGCCUGGUGAAACACCAGAGGACUCACACAGGAGAGAAACCCUUUGAAUGUCCUGUCUGUGGGAAAAGUUUUAGUCGCAGUUACAGCCUGUUGACACACCAGAGGAGUCAUUCAGGAGAGAAACCUUUUGAAUGUCCUGAUUGUGGGAAAAGUUUUUGUCAUAGUUCCAGCCUAGUGAGACAUCAGAGGACUCACACUAUGGAGAAAUCUUUGAUAUGUCCAGUCUGUGGAGAUUACUUCAAGCAUAAAUCAUCUCUUAUUGCACACAAGGCAAAAGAAUGCCAAAGAGAGCACUGUGGAGAACUGAAUCACAAGUAGAAUUAAAAUGCAAAGGAAACCAAGGCAGCAAUCAAAAUCUUGUUAGUUCCUCCGGAAAUCCCCAAAACUUUUCUUCUUCCCCAUGAACUUACAGACAAGGAAGACAAAAACCAGGAAAAGAGUUUUGAGUUGGAGAAAAAAAAUAAGAGUAUCUGGAAGAAACGUAUCAAAAUAUCAAGGGGAAUAAUUUCCUAGUUCAGAAAAAGAGAGAAAUAGCUGGAAGUCAGCGGGAAGGAAAUGAUCACUUGGACAGCCAGAUAAGGCAGACCGUAAUGCAGGACUUGCCCUGUGAGGAAAGAAACAGUAACUUGAAUCAAUGUUCCAUCCAAGAAGGGAUUGAGAGUAUUUUUGAUGUCCUUGAGAAUCCAAGAAUAUCAGUGGUGGGAAAGAUCCACAGAUCUGCCUAUUGUGGGAAAAGCAAAUGAGAGAAAUAGAAUUAUUCCUGUAUAGUCUUAGUGAUUCCAUAUGUACACUUUUCAUGACCUAAGCUAAGCAGAUGUGUAAGACUUUAAGAUAGGGACUUAUGUAUGAUACCUUUUCUGAGGAAAAGCUAUAAAACUUGGUUAGUACAUUCCAAGUCAGAUCAGGCUGACUAGACUAGUUUCAUAGUAGAACAUGUCAGGCUGACCUAGGGUAAUUUAAUACAAGAAGGAAGCUUUCAUGUUCCAAUUAAUUGUAUUGUUACAGGGACAUGUUUAAGGGUAUUUCCAUAGGGGAUUCUAACUCGAGAAAAGGUUGCAGAAUAGCCAAAAACAUAUGUAAUAUCAGAUAAGGGUGUGUGUGUAAUUGUUUUGCUGAUUGUUUGAGAAUGUAUUUAAACCAUGUAUUCAGACCUGUAAGAUCUUCUCUCUCUUGGGAGAACCCUUUUGCAAAAGUUUAUAAUAUAUAUCUCUACAAUAAAUCUGCUUUUUACUUGUU